AUGGCGGACAAUAAAAAACGCCAAACUCCGACAACGGUUGCGGACAAGAAGAAACGCCGUCGACCCGACCCGAACUCCGAUGACGACACCUAUCACCCCUUCAAGAGCCUCCUCAAACCCGACCCGCUCAUCCUCCAAACCCUCGACAACCUCCGCUCCGCCACCGCCUCCUCAUCCUCUUCUUCCAAAACCAUAACCCUCGCCGACCUCGCCGUCGGUUCCACUUGCCGCGAGGUCAGCGACCUCGACCUGCCGUCCGUCCAGUCGGAGAUCGAGCUCCAGAUGCUCAAGGUCAUCAAAUCCAUCCUCGACGGCAACGGCUUUGCGUUCGAGGUCCCCUCACGCGCCGCCGCUAACCAGCUCUAUGUUCCGGAGCUCGACCGCAUUGUGCUAAAAGACAAAACGUCCCUCCGCCCCUACGCCAACGUCUCCACCGUCCGCAAGGCCACCGUCACAGCUCGUAUUCUACAGCUGAUCCACCAGCUCUGCCUCAAGAACAUCCACGUCACCAAGCGUGACCUGUUCUACACCGACGUCAAGCUCUUCCAGGACCAGACGCAGUCCGAUUCGGUCCUCGACGACGUAUCGUUUGGCAUGGGCCGGUUGAGUAAUCUCCGAUCGUUAUCUUAUUUUAUUGUGGGUAAGGAGAAAGGCCGUGGAAUAGAGGAGUUGGGUGGCUUAAAGCAUUUGAAAGGAAAAAUAUCUAUUUAUCAUUUGGAGCAUGUGAGAGAUAUAGAAGAAGCAAAGAAGGCAAAGUUAGCGGAGAAGACAAACAUACGCAAACUAAAGUUUGAAUGGGGGGAAGGCAGGUCAAGCGCCAUAAACAACGACAGGGAUGUCCUAGAAGGCCUUGCACCGCACUCUGAAUUGGGAAUUUUGAAGAUUUGCAACUUUAGCAGUGAUCAAUUUCCAUCGUGGAUGAUUAGUGGAAAUUUGUUUUCUUCCUUGAAAAAAUUAAGUAUUGAUAAUGCAAAGAACCUAAUUGAAUGGACGGGAGCUGCAAUAUUUCCUCGCCUUGAGGAGCUGUUCCUGAGGAAUUGUAAUCAAUUGAAAAGUGCUCCCACUCAUUUUCCAUGUCUCCAAAAGUUAACAAUAGAUUCCAUGGAUAGCGGCAUGCCGAUAGCUAAUAUAAGCACUCAGCUCACCACUCUUACUCAUCUCACAAUAAAGGAGAUGGAGGAACUUGCUUCUCUGCCGGAAGGGAUGUUAAAGAAGAACAAAAAUCUUUCAUAUUUGGAGAUAAGGAGCUGUCCAGAUUUAACUUGUAUUGCUGCGGAUGUAUUUGGUUGUUGUGCAUCUCUCGAGUCAUUGAGUAUUUAUGGGUGUCCUAAUCUUAGGACUUUGCCUGAUGGGCUACACACUCUGCUCUCCCUUAAGGAGUUGAUUAUAAGGUAUUGUGACAGUCUGGAGUGCAUCCCAGUUACACAGGGUCACGCAUCUCUCUGCAAAUUUCCUAUUUUCAAGUGUCUUGAGUUAUGUAUUCUACCUGAGGGGCUAGAAUGUUGCACCUCUCUUCGAAGGUUGAUAAUAGACAAAUGCUCCAAAAUAACAUCCAUUUCAAUCACACACGGCCUCCCAUCCCUCUGCGAAUUACAGAUUUCAAAUUGUGAUGAAUUAUCAAGCCUACCGAGUGGGUUACAACAUUGUACUUCUCUUGAGCACUUGUCUAUUUUCUUUUGCCGGAAUCUUGAAGCUAUUCCAAUCACACACGGCCUCCCAUCCCUCCGCCAAUUAGAGAUUUCAUAUUGUGAUGAAUUUUCAAGCCUACCGAAUGGGUUACAACAUUGUACCUCUCUUGAGCACUUGUCUAUUACCUAUUGCCCGAAUCUAGAAGCUAUUCCAAGUUUAGACAGCCUCACACAACUCCGUCAGUUGGAGAUCUAUAACUGUGAUGGAUUAAAAGGUGUACCCCUUACUAGUGCGUUUGCAGCAUCCCUCACCCUCUUAAAGGAAUUGAAAAUUGGUGGGUUUUGGAAGGAGCUCAAUUCAUUUCCUGCUUUUCAGCAUGGAGGCUCUUCCAAAGUGGUUGGGAAAUCUUGCAUCCCUUGA
This is a messenger RNA of Prunus avium (sweet cherry), 2049 nucleotides long. The record is from RefSeq and is a predicted model, not a curated record. Lineage: Eukaryota; Viridiplantae; Streptophyta; Magnoliopsida; Rosales; Rosaceae.